AUGACUUUUCUUAUACGAGAUCCUGAGACGAAGAAAGUCACGGAUCCUGAAGAAAUAUGGAAGGAUUAUUUUAAGUCUCACCCGAAAGAUGAACAUUAUCGGACAGAUACAUUUGAGGAUUAUGAAUAUCUGAGAAUUGCAGUUGGAAAUGGAACUGCUACAAGAAAAUACUCUAUGGGACUAGGAUAUGACACUGAUGCAAGAACAUUAGAGGUGGAAGGAAAUCGAAGUACUACUGUGUUAGAUGAUUACGUGUUUGAUCACAAUACUAGUGAAUUCGUGCAAAGUGAUAGACAAAAAUUGUCAGAUGAGCCUUCAUUUUUCAAGGAGUCUGCUCCACCAUUACCAUCUCAACCCAUAAGUUUGGAAGUUAAUCCAACCACUAAAAAAUGA
Zingiber officinale is the source of this 393-nucleotide messenger RNA. RefSeq lists its product as uncharacterized. The transcript is spliced from 3 exons. NCBI's taxonomy places the organism in Eukaryota, Viridiplantae, Streptophyta, Magnoliopsida, Zingiberales, Zingiberaceae. The record is from RefSeq and is a predicted model, not a curated record. The coding region runs from base 1 to 393 and encodes 130 amino acids.